Molecule: messenger RNA, 726 nt
Organism: Tetranychus urticae (two-spotted spider mite)
Lineage: Eukaryota; Metazoa; Arthropoda; Arachnida; Trombidiformes; Tetranychidae
Gene: EMC4
Product: ER membrane protein complex subunit 4
Source: RefSeq, a predicted model, not a curated record
UGAUCAGAUGUUUUUUAAAUGAAUUUAUCUAAACCUGUAAUCCAUCACUGAUAGUUUAGUUAAUUAAUUUUGUUUUAACUGUGGAAAUAUUCCUUAAUACUUAAUUCUUGUGUUCCGGUGUUUUAUUUAUAUAUCAAAUUUUAGUAUUUUUUGUUAUUCAGAAUGAGUGCAACCAAUUCUUCUCAAGUCAGACAUGGUACAAAUGGCCAAUUCAGUAUAAAGAAGCACAAGUUUGCUCUCAAUUUCAAUUCCAGAGUUAAAAGUGAUAAAGCUGAACUAGGAUCACCUCCUGGUUAUGUGACCAAUGCCCAAUUCAAUGUACCAGUUGUAGAGCCAAGCGAUGUUAAUCUUAUUGUCAAGAAAUCAUGGGAAAUCGCAUCGGGACCAAUUCGUCAGCUUCCUAUGAAUCUCUUCAUCAUGUAUAUGGCUGGUAACUCUAUCUCAAUUUUUCCAAUCAUGAUGAUUGGUAUGCUUUUCCUGAAACCAGUGAAAGCUCUUUUACAAAUUAAUGCAACAUUCAAGCUUAUUGAAGGAAAUCAAUCGCUUUUUCAAAAAUUCGUCUAUCUAUUGGGAAAUUUACUCUGUCUUGCUUUGGCUCUUUAUAAAUGUCAAUCUAUGGGUUUGCUGCCCAUACAUCCUUCAGAUUGGCUUGAUUUUGUAGAGCCACAGCCUAGAAUUGAAUUCUCGGGUGGUAGUUUGUCUCAUUAAAAGUAAAUUAAACUGAAA